Messenger RNA from Trypanosoma rangeli, 1659 nucleotides. Its product is annotated as putative pantothenate kinase subunit. Gene Ontology annotation, cellular component: cytoplasm. The transcript has a single exon. Gene Ontology annotation, molecular function: sphingomyelin phosphodiesterase activity. Lineage: Eukaryota; Euglenozoa; Kinetoplastea; Trypanosomatida; Trypanosomatidae. Bases 1 to 1659 code for a protein of 552 amino acids. The record is from RefSeq and is a predicted model, not a curated record.
AUGUCUUUGCAUGCCCUUCAGACUGACGGUAUCACUGAGUCGCUUGACAGUCAUGCAAACCAUGUGCAUGUGAAGGAGACGCAGGAUGCACACGGCAGACAUGCGCAGGUCCGUGUUUUAAGCUACAACUUCAACAUACUCCCUAGAGGCUGCGGAGGCUUCCAAAGUGAGCGCAUUAACAGCUUUCUGAAGUGUGUCAAUGAGUACGAUGUCUUGCUGUUUCAGGAGGUCUAUGCAGCUACUGUUCUGCCGUACUUUGUGCAGAAGCAUGUCUGUUACCAGAAGCGCUUUGUGGAUGAGCUGAAGGAUCGUGGUUUCACACAUUACGUCAUAUCAAGACAGCCGUCGUAUCCAACAAUUCUUCGCGAAAGCGUGCAUUCUGAUAACGGUCUCAUUAUCGCCUCUCGGUUUCCCAUUGCGCACUGCGACUCACAUACGUUUGACAGCAGUGAGCGCAGCAGCUCGGCUGUUCGGAGAGGCUGCCUUUUCGCGGAGGUCAUGGCGCCUUCGCAGGACGGUGGAAGUGUGCCCAUACUUUUCUUCAACGUCCACCUUCGUCAGGCGGAGGGUGCUGCUGCUACCUCUUUGCAGGUGAUGGAGACCCGGCGAUUUAUUGACUCCGUGAUUGGUACUUUGUACGCCGAGAACAAUGAGGCGAGUAAGAUUCCACUCGUGGUGGCCGGUGACUUUAACGUCAACGGCAUUGGCCUUCACGACGGGGGGCAGCCGGCAAAGCCGUUCACGGAACUUGUGCAAGAGCUGCAGCCACAGGGGGGUGGGCUGAGUGAUGUGAUACUUGACGCUUACGGCCAACACCCCCCAACCCGGCCCUCAAAGCUGUUUUUUCCGUCCCGGUCAAAAUUGAACCGAGACUCGCUGACGCCGCAAAGACAGGACUUUUUCUUUGUCACCCCUGCGGCAGAAGUUCGCAUGGCAUGCAUCCGAAAGUUUGUGGCAAGCAGCAGAAGACCGUACGUGUACCUUUCGGAUCACUUUGGUGUGUCCGCAACGCUGGGCGUCUGGGCAACGCAGCGGAGGGAGCCCUCGAAAACAGCGGUUCGUCCACUGACGACGGUGUCUAUGCCUGAGGACAUUGUUCACGAGCACUGCAAUCCCCUUUUGAGCGUGAGAAUGGAAUUUGUUCCUUUACUUUUGCCAGCUUGCGCCGCGAUGUACUUCAACUCUCUCAUGCUAUAUGGGCUUGGGAUCAUAUGGUUCCUACUGUGGUGGUUCAUCUCACGUAUCUAUGCCCUAAGUGAUGAGCGGCAAUUCGCCACUGUGACAAGCGCCAUUGUCGAGGGUAAGGAGGCCGUCACAUUACUCCACCCCAAGGAGUAUGCACUCCUGCAUGAGGUCAAGAGCCUUGCGGAGAUGUGGCAAAAAACGGUGUGCCUUCACAGGACGUUACGCUGUUUGGGACAAAACAAUGAGACGGAUCAGCCGGAGUGGCUCACGUACGCAGCCGUGGAUGCAAAAGUGCGGGAACUUGGCUCAGGGCUUUCUGCCCUCGGCCUCGUCCCAGGGGAUGUGAUUGGGGUGGACUGCCAGGCGAGCAGGAACGCCGUCAUUCUUGAGCUUGCUUGUGUCUCAUAUGGCUUUACCACAUUGACACUAGUGGGAAAAAGUAACGCUCUUCGAACCCUUAUUGAUGGGCAAUAA